GGAAGUACUCGAGCCGGACAAUGCAGCUAUGAAAUAUGCCCUGGAGCAGGCGAGGGAUUGUGGUUUUGAGCUUAUCUACGGACGUUGGCUUAUUGAUGGGUACCCGAAAGUUGUUCUGUUUGAUAUAGGCUCAGCGGCUUGGAAACUAGAUCAGUGGAAGCAUGAGAUGUGGGGAGUAACAAAGGUAGGAGUACCAUGGCAUGACCGCGAGUCGAACGAUUGCAUUAUCCUUGGCUUCAUGGUGGCUAUAUUCUUGCAGAAGUUCGCUGAUGCAAUUGCAUCAACUCAGCCGUUAAUCGUGGCUCACUUUCACGAGUGGCAGUCGGCUGCGGGCCUUAUCAUGAGCAGGUUUGAGCUUACCUUCUUACCGUUUUCCCUUUGA
Molecule: messenger RNA, 382 nt
Organism: Haemonchus placei
Lineage: Eukaryota; Metazoa; Nematoda; Chromadorea; Rhabditida; Trichostrongylidae
Source: the annotation of a GenBank genome assembly